Messenger RNA from Kazachstania africana CBS 2517, 1890 nucleotides. RefSeq names its product MCT family MFS transporter. The record is from RefSeq and is a predicted model, not a curated record. Bases 1 to 1890 code for a protein of 629 amino acids. Lineage: Eukaryota; Fungi; Ascomycota; Saccharomycetes; Saccharomycetales; Saccharomycetaceae. Gene Ontology annotation, biological process: transmembrane transport. Gene Ontology annotation, molecular function: transmembrane transporter activity. The transcript has a single exon.
AUGUCGUCAAGGUCGAGUAUACACUCUUCAGUUACAUCCAUAUCCGAUGAAGUAGAUUCGCUUGAAUCACAUCAAUUCCAGCCAGCAAGGUCUAUGGAUAAUAUCAGACCAAUAACACCCAAUUCAACCGGUUCAACCGGUUCACUACAGUCAAAAGCACCAUCCCUAGCAAAGACAAUUUCUAAAAGGUUUAACGAAUUGAAGGAAGCUGUUAGGGAUGACAAUCAACAGACUGAUGAUAAAUACGAAAAUUUAGAAGAUAUAUUAGUAUCUAGAUUUGAUGUAGGUGAUGCCAUUAGAUUACGCGAGAAUGAAAGAGAACUACAAAACGAAGCGCUCGAUUCAAAUGAGCCUUCUAGUGAAUUUCCUUCUACUAAAGAAGAACCACAAACAGACUCGGAUUUAGAAAAGACUUCUAAUGACUUGUCUCAGUUAGGUGAAACUAUUAAGAAAGUCUACACUAAUAUUUCAACAGGUAAAGUAGAAUUGCCCCCUGACAAAGGCUAUGCGUGGGUCGUCGUAUUCUCGGUAUGGCUCGUCAUGUUCAAUACCUGGGGUUGUAAUUCAGCCUUCGGUAUCUUCUUAUCUCACUAUCUUUCUUCAGACACUUAUCCUGGAGCAAGUAAGUAUGAUUAUGCUUUAAUUGCGGGUUUAACUGCAGCUUUAGGCCAAGGUUUGGCCCCAAUAGCAAUGUACUUCGUAAGAAUUUUCGGAAUGAAGCCAGUUAUGGGAGUAGGUACGAUCUUCCUAUUAGCUGGUUUCCUCUUGGCAUCUUUCAAUAAUAAACUAUGGCAACUAUAUUGCUGUCAAGGUCUAUUGGUAGGAGCUUCCAUUGCAUUCUUAUUUACCCCUGCAACUACAGUUUUACCUGGUUGGUUUUUGAAAAAAAGAGCUCUAGCAACUGGUAUUUCUUUGUUUGGUACAGGCGCUGGUGGUGUCACAUAUGCAUUAUCUUCAAACAAACUGAUUCAACAAUAUGGUAACACAGACUGGUGUUUCCGUAUGUUAGCUAUUUGUACUACUACAUGUGCAAUUAUCGCAACAAUUUUGAUUAGACAACGUAAACCAGUGAAACCUGUAGGCCUUUCUAAAACUGCCAUGAUUGAUGAAUUCAAAUAUCUUUUCCAGUGGAGAGUCAUGAAACAGCCUAUGGUUAUACUCAUCGCAUUAUGGUUCGCUCUAGCUCUGUUUGCAUAUAAUUUAAUGAUUUUUACUUUGUCAUCAUAUGCCAGAGCUCGUGGAUUAUCUGCUCAUCAAGCUACUUCUUUGACAGCCAUUUUGAAUGGUUCUCAAGCUCUGGGUAGACCAAUUAUGGGUCUGUCAGGUGACAGGUUAGGAAGAACAAACGUUACAAUUGUUCUCACCUGUCUUCUAACCAUUUAUAUGUUUGCAUUUUGGAUUCCAGCAUCUACCUACGUCCAAUUGAUUUUCUUCUCCAUCCUAGUCGGUGUAUGUGUUGGUGUUGCUAACGUUAUGAGUACCGUUUUAACCGCAGAUUUGGUUCCACAGGAUGAUUUCCUUGCUGCUUGGUGUUUCGUCAACUACUUUUGCGCACCGCUAUUAUUAGUCUGUGAAGUCAUUGCACAAGCUUUAACCACUAAUGACAAACACAAUCCAUAUUUACACACACAAAUAUUUGCUGGUUGUUGUUUUUUCGGUGCCCUUUUACUAGUCAUGGCCCUUAGGGAACGUGCUGUGUAUACGAAACUAUCAGCACGUCAAAAGGCUACUCUCGAGAGGUUGUCUGAUAGAAAUGAUUCUGAUUCCAUUGAAGAAGACGAAGAAAUAGAUUGGGACCUAUUAGAGAAAAGGAAACUGAAAUAUGACUUUUUGUUGGGUGCAGGUGUUCAAAGAUAUUUUGCCAGGUUAUGCUACCCUAUGAAAGUCUAA